Messenger RNA from Adineta steineri, 2419 nucleotides. The record is from the annotation of a GenBank genome assembly. Lineage: Eukaryota; Metazoa; Rotifera; Eurotatoria; Adinetida; Adinetidae.
AUCAAUAAGAAUAUUUUUAGAUGAUACAAUUGUAUUUUAUGAUUCAGCAUCUUGUCUAGUUGUUCGGACACGUACACAUCAAUAUACAUUUUGUUUUCGUCGUCAAGUGUGUACACAAGGAGCAACAAGUGCAUUUUGUACAGCUAAAUUUCAAGCUUAUGAUGUGUGUCAAAAAGAAAAAAAUAACUCAACUUUAUUGUCGAUAGAAAAUGAUGAUGAAUAUGAAUUAAUAAAUAAUAUUGUAUCUCGUUAUGGACAUGAAACAUUAAUGAAUUCAGAUGGUACAAUAAAAAAUAAAAAUGUUCCACGUGCACAAUGGAUAUGGAUUGAUGGACUAAGAGAUUCAAAUAAUAUUUAUCAUUGGAAUAUAAGCGGAGAUGUUUUAACAACAAUUAAAGAUAAAUAUUGGUGUAAUACGAUGACAAAUUGUUCAGGUGGAAAAGGACGUGAUCACGUUAUUUUAAAUAUUAUAUGCCAACCAAAUGAAAAAGAUCUUCAAGUUUGUCUAUCAUCGAGACCAAAAUCCGAGCCUGGACCAUUUAUAUGUAAACGAACAUUGACAAAAAAUGAAGAACCAAUUUCCAAUUAUACUUUUCUUAAAAAUUCAACUAUCCCAACAUCUACAACUACCAUAACACCUAUAACGACACCUGUAAUACCACCUUAUGAAAAACAUUCUACAUUAAUUUAUCAUGAUGAGGAACGUUGUUUAACUGUUGAAAGUGGUUCUCAUAUUUAUACAUUUUGUUUACGUCGACAAACUUGUCCAUUGAAGAAACAAGCUUUUUGUACAAAAUGGACUACAGCUCAAGAAGCAUGUCAAUCAUUAGACAAGGAUUCAAAUUUAUUAACGAUUGAUAAUGAAGAAGAAAGAAUAUUAAUUACAGAUAUUAUGAAAAAUUAUAUAAAUGAAACACGUUUAACAUUUAGUGGAAGGUCAAAUCAACAUUAUGGUUUUGCAAAUUUUGUAUGGAUUGAUGGAAUUCAACAAACUGAUAGUCAAAUAUAUUUAUGGAAAAAUGGACUUGAAUCUAUACCAGAUCAUUUAUGGUGUUCAAAAAAGGGUUGCAGUCAAAUGAAUCGUGAACGUGUUAUGAUAAAUUUAUUAUGUAAUAAAAAUAAUUCAUUAAUUUGUUUGAGUACACAUUAUGAAUGGAAACUAGCACCUUAUAUUUGUAAACGUAUACGCCCAAAAGAUCAAUGUCAAAUAUCAAUCAACUAUAAUCAUACGGGUGAAUUAUUAGUUUUAUCAGCUAAUCGAACAAAAGCUUCGAUUAAAUGUAGACAUCCAGAUUAUAGUCAAGAUAUUAAAAUAGAAUAUCAAUGUGAUACUGAAACUAAGAAAUGGAUAUCAGUCUAUAAAAAUAAUAAUUUUACUUGUCCUGAGUAUAAGAUUCCUCCAUUGGCCACAUCAGCUCCUACUUUGGAAUCUACUACAAAGAUAAUACCUACAACUUCAACUCCAAUAUCAUAUACAGCAUCAUCUACUACAACUUCACUAUCAUAUAUAGCACCAUUUACUACAACUGUAGUUAGAGAUAGUGACUGUUCACAAAUGGAACUUUCAUUAUUAAUAUCCCAAUUACCUACUCAAUUUCGUUAUAUACAACCAACUAAAUUAUCAGCAUAUUCUCCAUAUUUUUAUAAUGUGAGAUUAUCAUGUUAUUUUAAUCAAUCAAUUGAAAUGACUUAUCGAUGUGAUCUACCAACUAAACGAUGGAUAUAUAUUAAUGGUAGUAUUGAUUCUUUUCGAAAUUGUUAUCCUCCAUGUAAUAAUACUGAACGAUAUAAUUUAUUAAAUAAAUAUUUUACAACUUAUGAACAAAGUCAAAUUCGUACAAGAUAUAUUGAAAAAUAUAAGUCAUUACUUAUACAAUGUCUCAGUGUAAUUGAUCGGCAAUGGAAAUCAAUUAAUUAUAAAUGUGGAACCAUGUCAAUAACAGUAUUUCAAUGGUAUAAAAUACAUUCAUGUUUUCAACCGAUUAUAACAACAACACCACCACCACCACCACCUACAACAGUAGCAACACAGUUUCCACUAUCACUGGGUGUAGCCGAGUUAAAACCUUUAUGUCCUCCAGUAGUCGUUCGUGGUAGUCCAUGUGAAUAUGAAGUUGGUCAAUAUGUACAUGAUAAAAAUGGAUGUAUACGAAAACUAUGUCCAUCACUUAGUCAUUUAUGUAAUACAAUUCGUUGUCCAUCUGAUCGAAGAUGUCGUGUUGUUAUAUGUAAAUCAUGUAUUCACACAGAUUAUCUUCAAGCUGUUUGUGAAAGUCCAACGGUACCAUCAUUAUGUGAGCUUGAAAAACGACUACUUUUAUUGAAUAAUACAGAAUCAAUUAAUCAAUGGAUACAUCAAACAAUAUCUGUUGUUCAACAAUAUGCUAAGAAACAACAACAACGAUUGACAUUAUCAUAG